AUGCGAAUCAACUUCGUGGCAGUGUCCCUCAUUAUUAGCGUUAAUACCCUCGCCGCCGCGGACAAUGUAAGCGUCAUUGGCGACCGUGCCACUGAUGUGUCUGCCGACGCCUGGAAAGACAUUGCCAACUUCCCGGCUAAUACUAGUACUUCCAAAUUCACAGGCCUCAACAUAUCCAAGGCCUAUCCUAGUUCGGAACAGGAUGGGUGGCAACUUACUAUCAAUGUAAAGGACGAUAAAAAUGCUGCCAGGAACUCUGCCACGAGCGGAUGCAAAGCAUAUAGCACUACGCCCGGCUGUCUGAGGAAUCUUGAUGAGAAAUCUGCCAAAGCCCUGUCUCUUUCAUCCCGUAAUGCUUCCAGCAUGUUUGGCAAAAUUUCGACAUUCUUCCACCGCGUUGAUGGUGAUGCGAGUGCCUUUGGAACCGCAGCCGGUCUCCCCAUGCUCGUUGUUACUGUUUUCGGUCCUUCCGCCGAGUCUGGCAUGGCAGCGACCCCAGAAGUUGCUUGUGUUCAACCCAAUGCCAAGGAAAAGACCAGCGGUGCAUCCCAUAUCACCUCGAUUUCAACCUGA
Pochonia chlamydosporia 170 is the source of this 573-nucleotide messenger RNA. RefSeq lists its product as hypothetical. The transcript has 3 exons. Lineage: Eukaryota; Fungi; Ascomycota; Sordariomycetes; Hypocreales; Clavicipitaceae. Bases 1 to 573 code for a protein of 190 amino acids. The record is from RefSeq and is a predicted model, not a curated record.